AUGUCAUUGGGUGCAGUGGAUGAGACGGUAGGUGACCUCCCGGUGAGAGAUGUGGGAUGGAGAGGACUCAUACCUGUGCCCCAAGACAUAGAUCAUGAUGCAAAAAACUGGAGAAGACCACCACAGGUGCUGAAGAUAAGGGAUCGUCAGCGUUUAUUCAAAGUACCAUGUGAGCAGCUGGAAGAUCAGUAUCUACGUCUCAAGGAGGAGAACACACUUCUCAAACAGCACAGUCGCACACAAGAGCAAAAACUACGCAGGUUGUCAACUAAACUGCUGAGAUUAAAGCAAGGACCUGAGGCUGUGGCAAGGGAUGGCGAACUGGAGGACACCAUUCAAGAGCUGGAGGCACGUGUAGUGACUCUAGAGAGCCAGAAGGGGACACUGCAGAGUAAACUCAAUCUAGCCAAACAACAUAUUUUGGACCUGGGUGUCAGAACCCAUAACAGACCACGGACAGGUGAAUCUGUGGAUGGGGAUGCAGGUGUCAGGCAAGCUGCUCAAACCGCUCCUGCUCGCUGUGGCUUCAGUUCAAUGGAUGAGGCCAGAGGAGAGAUAGACAGAUUACUUGCCUUACUCAGAUCUGCCAUCACAGAAACCCAGCAAGAAAGGGUGGCAGAGCAGGAGUUUACGUCUCUCAGAGAGACACUCAGACACAAAGAGAAAGAAAUCGAGAGUGUCCUGAAAGAUUUACGCAGACAACAAGCUGAUGGAUACAGGCUCACCAUAAAGGAUAAUGUAGAUGUGAUCAAACUCCAGAAGCAGCUCUCUGAAAAGAGCGCAACCAUUCUGGUCAUUCAGGAAAAGUUCACUGUUCUUCAGGAGGCUUACGAGAAUCAGCUUGAGGAGGAACAAAAAUCUUUAAAAGAGAGUCAAGGAGCAUUGCUGGGAAAGGUGGAGGAAUUUAGCGAAGAGUUGAAACAAGAAAAACAGAGAGUGUUGACAUUAGAAGAGCAGCUCAACAACGCCACACUUUCACUGCAAGCUCUGAGAGAGCUUCAGGAGAGAGUUUUAGAUCUAGAGGAGGAGCGGAAUCUUUUAAAGAAGAGCUAUGAUUCACUUCUGGAGAGCACAAUGCCUAGCCAGAGCCAUCAACAGCCACAUGAGGAUGAAGAUGGAAAAAGGGAAACACUGAGAGAAGACAGAUGGAGAGAUGAGGUACAGAGGCUUGAAGAAAGACUUCAAGAAGAGACAAAAGAGAGGCGGAUACUGGAGAAGGAGAAUGAAAAGCUGAAACAAGAAAAUGAGGAAGUUCAGAAGGAAAAGGAAUGGAACAGAGAUAUAGUUAUGUCCUUCAGAGACAAACAUGACUGCUUGGAGCGAGAAGUCCUGCAACACAGACACAAAGUCACAACUUUACAAGAGAAACUAGAUUCUGUUACAAAAGAGUUUGAUAUGAGUGUAGAAGAUCUGAGUGAAACAUUACUGCAGAUUAAGGCCUUCAGAAUGAAACAAGAAACUCAAGCUUUGAUGCACUUCUUGAAAUCUGAGAGGAGGUUGGAAGAUUCAUCAGAUGAUUUGACUGCCUUACAGGCUUCAUAUGCAGAAACUGUGCUAGAGCUCCAGAAAACUCGAGACUUAUUAUUACUACAACAUCGCCUAAAUGCUGACCUUCAGAAGGAAAUGAAGACCGUUAUGGAGAGACAUGAAAGAGAAAGUGAGGAGAACAAGAGAAGGUUGGGUGAGAAAGACAAAGUGUUGAAUAGCAGAGCUCUUCAAAUCACCAAUUUGCAAGUUCAGCUCAAGGAGUUAGCAUACAGCCCUACAAACUAUAAACGGACCACACUGCCCCAAACCAUCCCACUGCAGUACACCUGGACAGGACUAGAGCUACAUUCAGUUCAACCCACUGAGGAUGACACUAUAUACAGAAAUGUGCAUGAGGGAGAGUCGCUUCUAGAGAUUCAUUUCACAGGAGCCACAUUUACACCCCUGGGACUGAGACUCAUGGGACAAGACACAGGAGAUCAGCACGGGCUGGUGACGUUUUGCACCUAUGGCUUUCUUGACUUUGAGAGCCUCUCAACACCGAUAAUAUGUGGAGAACAGCCAAAUUAUGGCUUCACGUCACAUUACGCUCUCGCUGCCUUUGACGUGGAGAAGCUCAGGGUUCAAGGUGCUUUUAUUAGCGCUGAACUGCACCAGGGGCUCGGAGGGGUGAGAUUCAUGACCCGUGGCCGAGCGAGGAUCUCUCUACUGGACGCGCUACAGCAGAGAGGUGAACAGAUGAAAAACAGAGCCAACAUUACAGGGGCUGAAGGGGAAGUUAUAGGGAUCCUUGAGUUUUGGAUAUGUUUGCACCCACAGGUGGAACUUUCAGAAUUACUAAUGAAUAAAAAUAUGAGAAGUGUUGAAGCUGCAAGACACACGGAGGUACCGGAGGAAAUAUUUGACUACGGUGGAGGAAUACCCAAUGAGCUUGAGGUUGUAUUGGAACGGUGUGUGGGUCUCAGGACACACUGGCAAGGACUGCUUCCUGAUGCUUUCCUAACUUACCGUCUUUAUGACUUAUCACCUCACUCCACAGCCAUUAUCCAGAGCUGUGCAGAUCCCGUCUUUAAAGACUCAGUGAGAUAUCCAUUAGCAGUCACUAUGGAUCUAUUAGAAUAUCUGAAUGCGGGCAGCCUUUGGGUAUAUGUGUUGGAUGAGAGUGAAAGACAGACGCCUCCCGUGUACCUGGCAAAGACACCAAUCCCACUACGGGCCCUUGCAACAGGCAGACCAAUCAGAGGUGAUUUUGUUCUUCGAGACCCUGCCGGCAAUCCAAGAGGAAUGCUGAGAGCCAGUCUGAGAUGGAAGUAUCCUUUCUAUUCACCCGAAUCAACCUUGAAACAAAGAGAACGAGAAGAACAACAGACAAAGACUGCUGAGAUUUUACAGAGACCCAGUACCAAGUCCAGUCCUCCAUCAGCCCACAGACCCCAAACUGCUCGGCCUCACCCAUCCGUGUCUAAACGGACAUCUGAAAGGGUGUCAGUGACACCCAGUCAAUCUCCAGCUCCGAAACGAAUCCUACCUAUUCAGAGGUCAUAUCCCAGUAAACCUUCAUCUACUUCAACUCAAGCAUCAAGAUCAGUAAGGGGGGAAAACCACCACACUGCACCAUUGCUCGUUCCAGGCAAAGCAUCCAGAAAGACGGGUCACUUGACUCCUGCCAUGUCCAUUAAGUCACAUGAAUCUGAUCGUGUUAUGGACUUCAGACCAUCAGUCUCAGAGCCAAGCAGCCCUCAUAGCCAAAAGAGUGAUUAUAGUGAGUCAAGAGAACAGGAGGAGGAUGAAGACAAGAUGGAGGACAGAUCUCAAAGUGACGUUCUUCAGUCUUAUGAAUCUGGAGAUACAAGUGAAAGUGAUGUUAUUGUAAUUCCGCAUCCCCCGAAGCAACAAAAAAAGGGGGACAUACUGAGAGUUGAAAUCCUGUCACUGUCUUUUAACCCAACCUCCAAUGUCGCAUUUAACCAAUCAGUGAAUCAAGUCUAUGUAGAGUACCGUCUGCUAGGAGUUCCCAUGGAGACAACAGAAACGCCCAUGUCUUUACGUAAACCAACUCAAGGGGAGGAAAUUCAUUAUAACUUCAUGAGAGUUAUUCAUGUAGAUUGUAUAGACGCAGCUCCUCUGAGACAUUAUCUCUACACAAUGCUGGAGGGCACUGACCCCAACCAGGGCAGGUUAAAGUUCACUGUAGUGAGUGAGCCCAUGGAUGAGCAAGAUGAAUGUGAAGAUGUUGGAUUUGCCUAUUUGGAUUUACGGCAACUUCUUUUGACUGGAAAUGAUGUUAUUGAACGGCAAAUCAAUGUUGUCAGUGUGAAUGAGGAGCAGGAGGUGGUGGGAAAGCUAAAAGUAUCUGUAGAGGCUGCACAGACUCUGAAUGGAAUCUAUCAUGAAUAUCAUCAGAUUGAGAAGAGUGACUGUAGAGCACAGACAAACAGCACAGAGGAUGAAGAACGGAUGAAGAGAAACAACGAGAUGCAGGUGCUUGAGAUAGAUGAACACGACAGCGAUUGUUGAUGAAGAUCUAGAAUCUGAAUGCAUUUUGCUUAUUGAAUGCGUCAAGCCACAAAAGGAAAUUUCAUGUCAUUAGCCUGUCCCCAAUGUACACUUUAGAAGUUUAACAUUGACUCAGUCACCAACCAACGUUUUUUAUUAUAUUUAUAUAAGGCUAAUAAAUAAAUGUAUUAUCCUUA
Messenger RNA from Triplophysa dalaica, 4181 nucleotides. It is a transcript of the gene rpgrip1, whose product is annotated as RPGR interacting protein 1. The record is from RefSeq and is a predicted model, not a curated record. Gene Ontology annotation, biological process: retinal rod cell development; non-motile cilium assembly. NCBI's taxonomy places the organism in Eukaryota, Metazoa, Chordata, Actinopteri, Cypriniformes, Nemacheilidae. Gene Ontology annotation, cellular component: photoreceptor connecting cilium. The transcript is spliced from 27 exons. Bases 1 to 4005 code for a protein of 1334 amino acids.